UGCAUUUGUUGCCUGCGAUUCAGCUCAUCACUGUGUCAUCAAGAAAUCAUCUGAAGACAAAGACAAACACUGUCGACGGAAAAUGUUCGGAGGUCAAGAUGACACCAAACACCCCUCUGGCUACAACCUGGACCUGGACUCCCAUGGGGGUUUAGACAAGGACCAGAGGCCUGGAGGCAGCUGUGAUAGAGGGGGUCGCCAUGAAAACAUAGAUUAUGGUGGAGACCGCCAUGGAGAUGAUGACAAGGACCGCCACGAAGGAGAUCGACAUGGAGACAAGCACCAUAGUGGAGACCGCCAUGGAGAUGAUGACAAGGACCGCCACGAAGGAGAUCGACAUGGAGACAAGCACCAUAGUGGAGACCGCCAUGGAGAUGAUGACAAGGACCGCCACGAAGGAGGUCAGCAUGGAGACAAGCGCCAAGGUAGAGACCACCAUGGAGAUGAUGGCAAGGACUGCCAGAGGAAAAAAAGCCCUGACUGUGAUCAGGUUCGACACAGGCGGAGACGCAGUGAAGAACGUGGACACGGCCAUCGUCGUGGCAGCGGCAGCGGCAGCGGCAGUGGCAGCAGCAGCGGCAGUGGCAGUGGCAGCGGCAGCGGCAGUGAUGAUGGCCAUCCUGGAAAACAUCACAAACACGAGAAAAAGCAUGGCCGCAAGUAUAGCCAUGGCCAUGGCCACAAGCAUGGCCAUGGCCACGGGGGCGGGCGCGGGCACGGGCACGGACACUGAAACAGGGAGAGAGGCCGCCGACACACGGACCACCAGACGUCCUGUGAAGCUCUACCUGCAUUAUAUUUCUGCACGUAUAUGAAAUAAUACAAAGACAUACACUGAUGAUAGUCUGUUAUACAUGUGUGUAUGUUAUGUGGAGGUUAGAA
Cottoperca gobio is the source of this 882-nucleotide messenger RNA. Its product is annotated as kininogen-1. The record is from RefSeq and is a predicted model, not a curated record. NCBI's taxonomy places the organism in Eukaryota, Metazoa, Chordata, Actinopteri, Perciformes, Bovichtidae. Bases 83 to 733 code for a protein of 216 amino acids. The transcript has 4 exons.